Messenger RNA from Diatraea saccharalis (sugarcane borer), 4938 nucleotides. The record is from the annotation of a GenBank genome assembly. NCBI's taxonomy places the organism in Eukaryota, Metazoa, Arthropoda, Insecta, Lepidoptera, Crambidae.
AUCCGCGCAUGCGCAACGGCCUUGUGCGCCCGCGUCGACUGUCGUUCGCUCUCACUACCCGCCCUUAACAUCGCGCUAAUAAAGUUUAAAAUCAAACAACAAAUGAACAUCAUCUCCGAAUUCAAAUUUGUGAAAUAAGAAAAGUGCAAACAGACAAAAUCGGUUCUUGUUUAAAAAAAACGUGUUAACUUUCUGUGGUAUCGUGUAGUGUUUUAUAGUGAUAUGAUUGUUUAAAUGAGUGUGCAUUUCUUUUUCUUUAAUGUAGUCAUCUGUGAAUUAAAAGAAAUACCGUAUGAUCAAUUGGUAAACAUUCGGAUCAAAACGAAGAGGAAGAUAAAAAAUGCCAGAUACUCUGUCCCUCUCUGCUGGAGUGAGCUUAGGUUUGCUGGCUGGCAUCGUAUCAGGAGUCUGCUAUCUCGUCGCAAAUGGACUCACCUGGCCGAAAAACGAGCCACCGAAACCAAAACGACGCUUGCCUCUGUAUUCCGAUGAAGGCGUCUGUCGUAGGUGUGGCGGUGACCAGCAGGGAGGACUUAUACCCUGCGUAUGUCGAUAUCACAAACCUGUAAAGUUCGAGUCGGGCGCGUGGUUCUUGCGACAAGUGCAACGAGCUAUCAGCCUCAUGCCGUGGACCAUAUCCACGGAGAAACUCGAACAAAUAGAGGAAGAAUGUGAAGGCCGAGAUUCGCCUGGCCCAAGCGAUGGCCGGGAGUUACGCAAUGUACGCGAUUUUCUGGAGACGCUAUCAGCACAGCUGGCCGGGGGACCCCUGGAGGGGACCAGGAUAGCACCGCUCUACGACCAUCCAGCAUAUCUCCAACCAUCUCGUAAUGCGUCUCCGUCGACCGCUGCACCCAGCCUGUCGGGCGGCGCUAGUGGUGCGCACGCGCAACUAAAGCGUCUCGUAGCGCGGGUGGUGGAGGAAGCUGCAGCGCUUCCAGCACUAGCGCGAUACGCUGCAGAACCAGUCAACCCACCUAGCAUAGAAUCAUCCACGUACGAAGACUUAUUGGCUACUGCUAUAUUAAACAAGGUGAUCGAAAGGUACCAGACUGAGAAUGGAUCUGGAGGACGAAGUAGCGGUAUCCACUCUGCAAGUGCCAGUCCAACGCCAUCAGAGAGGUCUCCGCCGCCAUCCCUUAACUCAAGGCACACCAGAGAUAUCUCUCCUCCACUUCGAGAAGAAGAAGAUGUUUCUGAUUGGGAAGAAGGUGAAACAAUAGAAGACGCUUUGGAAUUGCCUAGGCGGGUCCCGUUCCCAGAGUUUGGUGGAGACAUCGUUCAUCAGGAUAACAGAGAUCGCGAUUUCGAUGAAGUAUCUGGAAGUGAAAUACAAGCUACAGACGGCACAUGGGAAGAAAAUUGGCUUUUCCAGAAAAAGAAGAUAAAGACCAUACAAUCAGUGCCCGUUCCAAUGUUAGUUCCCAAUUCUAACGCAGAAUACAGAGCUCUUAUCGGAGACAGAGAUGCAGACGAUACAACAGAUCUCUCUGAUAACGUUAGCGACCAAGAGGAUGAUGAAGAUAAUAAAUUUAAAAGCAAUAUCAAAAGAGUAUUAGAUUCAAAGCAUGUUAUAGGAGGCAAACCGAAAUUAGAGGAACUUGACUUUGAGCCAGACAGUUUAACGAUUCUGGAUGACGCAAAAGAGUUUGACCAAUUUAAUGAAAACCAGCAAGAAGAGGAAAAUCUCACUCACGCUAUUAACAAUGAAAUUAAUGACAGUAAAAUUUCUGAGGAAAUUAAUAACUUAAACAAGACAAAUAAUUUCGAAGAUGGACAAGACUCGAUAUUAAUAUUAGGAAUCGAUAGCGGUCCACCUCAAAAAGCUGAAUUUUCAAUAAAAGAAGAGAUUCAUAGAACUAUUUUGAAUGGAAAUAGCUUAAAGUUUGACCAAACAGAUUCUAUAACCUAUACUGAUGUUGCUGUAGAUGUUUUAGAUGGUUCACACAAUGUGAAAGGGUCUACCAAUACGCUAAGUCGUCAUGAACGAGAAGGGGAAUACGAAGAAACUGUAACUAUCCCAGUGCAGAGGUAUGCCGAUAGUUUGCGAAGAAAACAUUUCGACGACGACCCACAUCAGAUACCAACCCGAGAUACUGAUAAUGAUGUCGACGGUCUGAUACCAGGUUCGAUAGCAUACAGAGAGCGAAAGAAAUGGUUAAAUUACGUUGAAAUGCCUAAUAAUCCUUAUUCGCCGGAAGCUAUUAAAAAACGAUUAUCAACUAAAAGUACCUCUUCGCUUUUUGAUAUGAUUACGACCAAAAACAAUGAAGUAGACGAUGAUGAUGAAGUUAAAGUUACAUCAGAUAACGAAACAGGCAAUGCUAAGACUCAAACUAAUGUAGAAAAUAUUCCAGAAAGAGAUAAAAUUGAUGUAACUGCUUCUCAUACAACAAAUAGCUCUAAAUUAGAACCUGUUGAUGGGUACACGCGUAUGGUUGCAAGUCCUACACCAAAAAUAUUAAAAGAUGUCUUAGCAGAAGAAGUGCCACAAUAUAAACGAUAUGGGAGAGAUUAUUACAUAAAGGAGGCAAAAAGAUCAUCCGGAGCUCGCAAGAAGAAUGGUUCAAUCAGUGACAUAAGUUCCAUAUCAUCGCUAAACAAGUCCAGCAGUUUAGACAAUAUUGAAACUGAAUUCGCUACGCCUGUAAGUGCUAGCAGUUCAUUGAGCGAUCUCGAAGCCUCUGCUCUCCAUCAAAACAUCGUCCGUGCCGUUCUCAGUCCCAGAAAUGCGAGCCCCAACUUCGCUAUUAAUCCCAUAUUCGAAAACCCCGACAAUAACGAUAACACAGAUGAAAUUUAUGACAUACAUAAUGUCAGUCAAAAAGCCAACGUAAGAUUGCAAAGUAAACAUGUAUACAGUGAGGGUGAGGGUUAUGUGGAAAACGAGGAUAUAGUUAGACUUAAAAUACCAAUAAAACCUGAAAUAACAGAAGAUCUAUUCGAGACUUAUAGCAAUGUUAGGCGGAAUAACACGCUGAAAAGCGAAGAUUUGUGUGUUCGCUCAAAACGUCGACCAGGUCUCAAUUAUACAUUCGGUGGAAGUUUAAGGUUAAACAAGGGUUUUCAUACAGACCUCUGGUGAAAUGCAACCCCUAAUACACCACCUCGACUCUUUAAACACAUUAACUGACAAUGUAAUAAUUCCUACCGAUAUGAUAAUUUUGUGCAAUACGAAUCUCUUAAACUAUGUACGAUACAUACAUAGGUGUUCAGAGCUAAUCAUUUAAUUAACUAAUUAAUAAAAAUAAGGUUUUAUUUUCCAUAAUAUUCCAUUUAUCUAGGAUACAUAUCUUCGUUUUGACACAACAAAUUUUGACUGUUGUGUUCUAAAGUUGGCAUGUUAUUAUUAUUAAACGCUGACUAACAGCACUCUGCACUUUAUAUGAGUAUGAAAGUAUUAUUAGAGCCGCACUCAUAGAUUUGUGUUCUUCUUAAUACAAUUUUCAGUAAUAAUAAUACAACGGUAAUCCACCGAGACGUUAGUGGUGAGUGUUGUGAGAUUUUGGCGAACUUAUAACUAAUAAUAAUUGGGAAGGCUUACGAUAAAACUAACUAGACUCUAUGUUAAUGAGCUAAUAACUUAUCCUCCUUACCACAAACGCAACACAAAUCAUAUUUUCUCGAUCAAUAAAAACACCAUUCUAACAUUUCAAACGUAUUCCAACAUCUAACCCAGUAACUAACAUAAAAAGAACCUUGCACGGCAUUAUUAUUUUAACCGCACAUCAAUCACUGUAUUUUUCUAAUGUUUCCGCAAUAUUUCUAAUAUUCUCAGCACGGAGACGGGCUUUUAAAUAUCACUUAGUUUAGUCAGUUUUUACAUACUUACCUAAGUUUUAUAAUUGAUAAACUAUUACAAAGUUUUGUAAUGUGAUGUGGCGCCAAUUACCAACUUUUUAUUAAAAUUUCAGGGAUUUCUUAUAAAGCAAUUUAACACGAUCGCUAUUAAUCAACAUUAUACAAAAUUCGCCAUCGAUCAAUCAAUGGACUCUAUAACUACUAACUCCAGAGAUAAUAACAACAGUAUCUUAAUAGAAUACGAAGACACUCAUGAGGAUACGGUAUUUUCUGCAAAACCAGCUUAUGCAAAUAAUGAUGACACAGAUGAAAAGUUUGAAGAAAUAUUAGAGUCCGCUUACAAAUCAAACUUGCCGCUACUUAAUAUAGAAAACAGAGAGGUAGAUGAACCUGAAAAAUCACCUACCAACCAGAGCAUUGGUGAUUCUUAUAUAAGUUCUAGCAGUUUAGAAGACUCCAUUAAAAUCUACAAUAUACAAACGGGCGAGAUAAUGAAAUGUAAGCCGGAAGAUAACGUAUCAACAAGAUACGAGACUGACGCUGACACGAACGACAACAUCGAUAUACCCGAUAAGAAUAUCUUAGGGGAUACCGAUGACAAACACACUCUACAAAUCGAAGUCACUGAAGAAACAGUAGUAAUAAAAGAACGACUUGAGGAAGACGCUUUUGAUCAAAACAGUGAGAUCGACGAUAUCCUUUCACAGCUACCUAAAGUAAAAGAAUUGGCAAAGAAAUUCGUAAGCAUGGAGAAUCUUAAUGAACAAACCAAGCUCCCCCAGCCAUAUUCAUGGCGACGGCGGAAAAGCAAAGAAAAUAUAUUAAACGGUGAAAACGAGAAAUCUCCAAACAAAAUACAAUAUAUGCACAGUCUCACUGCAAGGAGCAUCUCUAAAGAGUUCAGGGAAGAACUCAAAAUGUCUAUGGCAACUCCACUAACAGUUCCUGGGGGAUCAAAAGAAAUCCCAGAAGGCACAGAAGAAGUUGUCAAACAAACCAGUAGACCUGGCAGCCCUCAACCUGAACCGGGUACAAUUAAAAAUAAAUUAGCGUUCUUCGAAAGUCUCAAGUCUAAAUUUAAUAAUAAAUAGAAUAAGAGUCACCUUAUAAAUAUGAGGUAUACAGUUACAAAACUCC